CGGGGGUCCCGGACGGGGCGGCCCCGUCCCGCCCCGCCCCGUCCUCGGUCUCGGGGAAACGAAAGCGGCGCGGGGUGCCCUCCCCCGCCCCCGCCACAGCCCCGAUGGAGCGGUCGCGGUCGCUGGGGCCGGCGCUGCCGCCCUACGAGCCGCUGGCAGAGGGGAUGGACAUGGAGGGGCUGCCGCGGAGCACCGUGGUGCCGGUGGAGCCGCCGCCGCCGCCGCCCCCCCGCGACCACCUCGUCUGGUCCGUCUGCACCACGCUGUACGCCAACGUCUGCUGCCUGGGCUUCUUGGCGCUCGUCUUCUCCGUGAAGUCCAGGGACCGCAAAGUCCUCGGCGACUACAGCGGGGCGCUCAGCUACGGCUCCACCGCCAAGUACCUGAACAUCACCGCUCUGCUGAUCAACAUCUUCCUCAUCAUCAUCCUCAUCGCCCUGAUCGCUAGCGGCACCAUCAUCGUGGCGAACUACUUCAACCAGGAGCACAUGUCCUUCCUCAGCCCCACUUAGCCCUUCCCUUGCUCUGUGGGCAGAGCAUCCCCCCCCCUCUCCCCCCCUCUCAUCUGCUAGGAGCCCCCGUCACCCCUCGGAGCAGGGGGGUUCUCCAUGCGGCCCCCCCAGAGCCCGCUGGGGUCCUGUCCCACUUUCCUCGCUGCUCAGAGCCACUACAAAGCCCUCUCUGAUGGCCACCCUUGGCAUCCCUGGCAGGGGCUGGAGACCCCUCUCCUCUGGCAGCAGCUGAGCACCCAAAAACUGUCUGGAAAAGAGCACGCUGUUCUGUUUGCCACUUCGCUCUGACUUUGUAGCCCCAAGUGCCUCUAAGAAUAAUGCUAAGGAGAAGCACCUUGUUUGGAAAAAAAAAAAAAAAAAAAAGAUUCAAAUAAAGGUUUCUUUUGCUUUUG
Tyto alba (common barn owl) is the source of this 904-nucleotide messenger RNA. Its product is annotated as dispanin subfamily A member 2b-like. The record is from RefSeq and is a predicted model, not a curated record. The coding region runs from base 105 to 512 and encodes 135 amino acids. The transcript has 2 exons. Lineage: Eukaryota; Metazoa; Chordata; Aves; Strigiformes; Tytonidae. Gene Ontology annotation, cellular component: plasma membrane. Gene Ontology annotation, biological process: negative regulation of viral genome replication; response to interferon-beta; defense response to virus.